ACUGCAGCAACAACAACUGCAGCCCCAACAACUGCAGCUCCCACAACUGCAGCCACAACAACUGCAGCAACCACAACCGCAGCCCCAACAACAGCAGUACCCACAAAUGCUGCUCCAACAACUACAGCCCCAACAACUGCAGCACCCACAACUGCGGCCCCAACAACAACAGAACCCACAACUGCAGCUCCCACAACUGCAGCCCCGACAACUAAGGCUCCGACAACUGCAGCCCCAACAACAGCAGCACCCACAACUACAGCUCCCACAACUGCAGUCCCAACAACAAGGGAUCCAACAACUGCAGCACCAACAACAGCAGCACCCACAACUGCAGCUCCCACAACGACAGUCCCAACAACCAGGAUUCCGACAACUGCAGCCCCCACAACUGCAGCUCCCACAACUGCAGCUCCCACAACUGCAGCCCCAACAACUGCAGCACCCACACCUGCAGCCCCAACAACUGCGGCCCCAACAACAGCAGAACCCACAACUGCAGCUCCCACAACUGCAGCACCGACAACUAGGGCUCCGACAACUGCAGCCCCAACAACUACAGCUCCAACAACAGCAGCACCCACAACCGCUGCUUCGACAACAACAGCACCCACAACUGCAGCUCCGACAACUGCAGCCACUACAACAGCAGCAACUACAACUACAGCCCCAACAAGUGCAGCUCCCACAACUGCAGCACCCACAACUGCGGCUCCAACAACAGCAGCACCCACAACUGCAGCCCCCACAACUGCAGCUCCCACAACAGCAGCACCCACAACUGCGGCUCCAACAACAGCAGCACCCACAACUGCACCCCAACAACUGCAGCAACCACAACCGCAGCCCCAACAACAGCAGCAUCCAGAACUGCUUCUCCAACAACUGCAGCCCCAACAACUGCAGCAACCACAACCGCAGCCCCAACAACAGCAGCAUCCAGAACUGCUGCUCAACUGCAGCCCGACAACUGCAGCACCACACCUGCAGGCCCACAACCCAACAGCAGAACCCACAACUGCAGCUCACAACUGCAGCACCGACAACUAGGGCUCCACAACUGCAGCCCCAACAACUACAGCUCCAACAGCAGCACCCCCGCUGCUUCGACAACAGCACCCACAACUGCAGCUCCACAACUGCAGCCACCAGCAGCAACUACAACUACAGCCCCAACAACAGCACCCACAACUGCAGGUCCAACAACUACAGCCACAACAACAGAAGUCACCACAACUGCUGCCCCAACAACUGCAGCUCCAACAACUACGGCCCCAACAACUACAGCCCCAACAACUACAGCUCCCACAACUGCAGCCCCAACAACGAGGGCUCCGACAACUGCACCAACCUCAACCGCAGCCCCAACAACAGCAGCAACCACAACUACAGCCCCAACAAACAACUGCAGCACCCACAACUGCAGCAACCACAACUGCUGCUGCGACAACUGCAGCACCCACGACUGCAGCUCCCACAACUGCAGCCCCAACAACUAGGGCUCCGACAACUGCUGCUUCGACAACUGCAGCACCGACAACUGCAGGAACAACAACUGCAGCCCCAACAACUGCAGCUCCCACAACUGCAGCCACAACAACUAGGGCUUCCACAACUGCAGCCCCAACAACUGCAGCAACCACAACCGCAGCCCCAACAACAGCAGUACCCACAACUGCUGCUCCAACAACUACAGCCCCAACAACUGCAGCACCCACAACUGCGGCCCCAACAACUAGGGCUUUCACAACUGCCGCUCCAACGACUGCUGCACCCACAACUGCGGCACCAACAACAGCUGCACCCACAACUGCUGCUCCAACAACUGCAGCACCAACAACAGCUGCACCCACAACUGCCGCACCAACAACAGCUGCACCGACAACUGCAGCACCAACAACAGCUGCACCGACAACUGCAGCACCAACAACAGCUGCACCCACAACUACAGCUCCCACAACUGCAGUCCCAACAACAAGGGAUCCAACAACUGCAGCACCAACAACAGCAGCACCCACAACUGCAGCUCCCACAACUACAGUCCCAACAACCAGGGCUCCGACAACUGCAGCCCCAACAACUGCAGCUCCCACAACUGCAGCUCCCACAACGACAGUCCCAACAACCAGGAUUCCGACAACUGCAGCCCCCACAACUGCAGCUCCCACAACUGCAGCCCCAACAAAUGCGGCCCCAACAACAGCAGAACCCACAACUGCAGCUCCCACAACUGCAGCAACGACAACUAGGGCUCCGACAACUGCAGCCCCAACAACUGCAGCUCCGACAACAGCAGCACCCACAACCGCUGCUUCGACAACAACAGCACCCACAACUGCAGCUCCGACAACUGCAGCCACUACAACAGCAGCAACUACAACUGCAGCCCAACCACAACCGUAGCCCCAACAACAGCAGCACCCACAACUGCAGCUCCCACAACUGCAGUCCCAACAACAAGGGCUCCGACAACUGUGCCCUCGACAACUGA
This is a messenger RNA of Epinephelus fuscoguttatus (brown-marbled grouper), 2491 nucleotides long. Its product is annotated as bromodomain-containing protein DDB_G0280777-like. The transcript has 6 exons. The record is from RefSeq and is a predicted model, not a curated record. Lineage: Eukaryota; Metazoa; Chordata; Actinopteri; Perciformes; Serranidae. The coding region runs from base 107 to 2491 and encodes 794 amino acids.